Molecule: messenger RNA, 987 nt
Organism: Ascochyta rabiei
Lineage: Eukaryota; Fungi; Ascomycota; Dothideomycetes; Pleosporales; Didymellaceae
Product: Ribonuclease T(2)
Exons: 2
Coding region: 1-987 (328 amino acids)
Biological process (GO): RNA catabolic process
Cellular component (GO): extracellular region
Molecular function (GO): ribonuclease T2 activity; RNA binding
Source: RefSeq, a predicted model, not a curated record
AUGCGCGGUACCUACACAGCAGCCGGAGUAGCUCUUCUGGCAAGCACAGCCAAUGCUCAGCUGUACCCCGGCUUGAGCAAGCUCAACCACACUUGCCAGCUCCAGAAGCCUCUCCUCUCGUGCCCUUCCCAGAACGCCUCUGAUGUGGACUCGUGCUGUACCGAGACCUUUGGCGGCCUCGUUCUGAGCACUCAGUUCUGGGACACCUACACUGGCCUCGAGGCUCAAGGUCAAGUUCUGCCCAAGGACACAUGGAGUCUUCACGGUCUGUGGCCAGAUUUUUGCAAUGGCAGCUACACGCAAUACUGCGACUUGACCCGCCAGUAUGACCCCAUUCCCUCGCCAAACACCACCAACGGCCUUAAGAACGGCACUGUCGUCCCGGCCUACACCGGUCCCAACAUCGGCACCUUCCUCGAGCCUUUUGGCCGCUACGACCUUCUGGAGUACAUGAAUACGUACUGGAUCGCACAGAACCAGGACAACGCCGGAUUUUGGGGCCACGAGUUCAGCAAGCACGCGACGUGCUUCAGCACCUUCAACACGCCCUGCUACGGCCCGCAGUACCGGCAGCACGAGGACGUGAUCGACUUCUUCGAGACGGCCAUCAAGUACUACCAGCGCUUCCCGACGUACAAGUGGCUCAAAGCCAAGAAGAUCGUUCCGUCCAACAGCACCACGUACUCGUACACCGACUUCAAGGACACGCUGGCCAAGAAGCACGGUGGCAUUCCCUUCAUCGGCUGCUCCGGCCCGCGCUUCAACGCCACCGCCGCCGGCAACCACACCACGGACAACGGCUACACCGUCCUCAGCGAGGUGUGGUACUACGAGCACGUCUACGGACGGCCUCAGGAGGGCAAGACGGUCCCUGUCGAUGCGAGCGCGACGUAUCAGACCAACUGCGCGAAGACCAAGGGCGCUAUCCACUACUACCAGCGCAGCAAUGGGUCGGAGAAGGUCCCUGCCGUGCCGUUUGCCGGGUAG